This is a messenger RNA of Ilex paraguariensis (yerba mate), 1323 nucleotides long. Lineage: Eukaryota; Viridiplantae; Streptophyta; Magnoliopsida; Aquifoliales; Aquifoliaceae. The record is from the annotation of a GenBank genome assembly.
AUGCCUUCCGAACAACCCCCGCCGCACUCCGCCACUGUGCCACCAAACUUCUGGGGCGACAUGCCGGAAGAAGAGUACUACACCUCCCAAGGCCUCCGCAAUGCCCAGUCCUACUUCGAAACUCCAAAUGGCAAAAUCUUUACCCAAUCCUUCAUACCCAUUGACCUUCCCAUCAAGGCCACGGUUUACAUGACUCACGGCUAUGGCUCAGACUCAGGGUGGCUCUUCCAGAAGAUAUGCAUAAACUUCGCCACCUGGGGCUACGCCGUCUUCGCCGCAGACCUCCUCGGCCACGGCCGCUCCGAUGGACUCCGUGGCUAUUUGGGAGAUAUGGAGAAGGUUGCUGCGACGUCGUUGUCGUUCUUUGUGAGUGUGAGGGAGAGUGAAACUUAUAAGCAUCUUCCUGCUUUUCUGUUUGGGGAGUCCAUGGGUGGGCUUGCUACGAUUCUCAUGUACUUCCAAUCGAAGCCAGAGACAUGGACUGGUGUGAUGUUCUCUGCUCCACUCUUCGUCAUGCCCGAGAACAUGAAGCCAUCCAAGGUGCGGCUGUUCAUGUAUGGACUUUUGUUCGGAAUGGCGGACACAUGGGCAUCGCUGCCGGACAAUAGAAUGGUGGGCAAGGCAAUCAAAGACCCGGAGAAACUGAAGAUCAUCGCCGGCAAUCCGAGGAGAUAUACAGGGAAGCCAAGGGUCGGGACAAUGAGGGAGCUAGCUAGAAUGUGUGAGUUCGUGCAGCACAAUUUCCACAAGGUGACCGUGCCCUUUUUUGUCGCGCACGGGACCUCCGACGGAAUCACUUGCCCGUCAGGAUCGAAGAUGUUGUAUGAGAAAGCAAGCUGUGAGGACAAGACAUUGAAGCUGUAUGAAGGAAUGUACCAUUCUCUUGUACAGGGUGAGCCUGAUGAGAAUGCCAAUUUGGUGUUGGGAGACAUGAGGGCUUGGAUUGAUGAGAAGGUUGAGAGGUAUGGUCCAAAGUGUAACGGUAGCUAAGCUUUGAAUUGAGCCCUCUAUGUAUGUGUGUGGAGGGGUGGGCUAUGGGAAGGUGGUGAAGAAAUGGGCACAAAAUGUAAUAUUCUGAAUUAUUAUUGUUUUAUAUAUAUUUUGAUUAAUUAAAAGAACAUUUACAUAAUUUGUCAGAAUGAGCACGUUAUGCUCCUUGUAUGUUCUGCCCUUACCCUGAUACUUCAUUCCUCGUAUGCGUGUAACUAUUGCACAAGUAUUGUUAUGAAAGCCAAGAGAUUUGUUUAUUUAAAGAUUUAUUCGUAGACCAAUUAUUAACUUUAGCUGCGCUUGAGGGACACAAUUUUUUAGGAGUUGGCUUCG